Molecule: messenger RNA, 642 nt
Organism: Colletotrichum navitas
Lineage: Eukaryota; Fungi; Ascomycota; Sordariomycetes; Glomerellales; Glomerellaceae
Exons: 2
Source: RefSeq, a predicted model, not a curated record
ACUCCACCAGCGCAUAAUCCAGCAUCCUUCACGGUUUCCCAUACCGGGUUCCAACUUCUUUCUCGGCCUAACGCGGGAGUUGGCCAGAGGCGACGGUUGUGCACACCACACGCUUGUAUUGAAGUAGAAUAUAUUACCACUUGGCUGUUCUUGACCUUGUGCGGCCAUCCACCCGACAGAGUGGUAGCGCUACAAUGCCACUUCGACCCUUUGCCUCAGACAAGGCAACUCCAAUGCCGCGCACGCGGCCGCUAUAUACCAGCUCAAGAUUGUCCCCCACUACCGGAAAACAUACCCAGAACCACUGUUUUCUUUCUUCUGCGCUUCUAUUUCCGUCUCUUUCUGACGUACUACCCGACGCCCUACAGCGGGUACUGUUUGGUCGGAGAGACUGCACAAAGCCCCCUUUCCAUGGCCAUGACGAAGGGCGUCAUGGAGGUCCGUGAGGCGGUUGUGAUAAUUAAGGACCUCGAGAUGCGAGGCAAGCACCGCCGCGGUCCCGAUCAGAAGGCGGUAUCGUUGGUAGUGGCUUUGGGUCUGGUUGUGGCAGAUCCAUCAAAAGCAUAUGUAGAGACGCUUAAUCAAAGGUUUUGGCAAAUUCAGAUUCAUGAGAGCGAACAUAUUGGCGAGAGAGAUGGGUAG